Messenger RNA from Adineta steineri, 744 nucleotides. NCBI's taxonomy places the organism in Eukaryota, Metazoa, Rotifera, Eurotatoria, Adinetida, Adinetidae. The record is from the annotation of a GenBank genome assembly.
AUGUUUAAAAUUCUUAUUUUAUCGAUUGUAUGUUUAACUAUUGUUAAUGCUGAUCUUCAGGGUGAUAUUAAAGCAAAAGCAUCGGAUGCAUUAAACCAAGGCGAAAAAAUAAAAGAUCAAGUAGUUGAUGUUGUUAAUGAUGGUGUUGCUAGUGCUAAAGCUGCAGCACAAUCAGCUUCGGAUACUGUCAAUGAAAAUGUUGAAACAUUAAAACAAAAAGCUUCUGACACAGUCAAAGCCGGUCAAAAGGUCGCUGCCGAUGCACAAGCAGCAGCAGGCAAGAAAGUUGAUGAAGCUAAAAAAGCUGGCGAAAAUCUUCGACAAAAAGCAAGUGAUAGUUUUGAUGAUGCAAAAGAUGCAGUUAAUGAUGCCGCUAAAUCAGCUAAGAAAUCAGCUGAAAAUGUAGCUGGUCAAGCAUCAAAACAAGGUGAAAAACUUAAACGUCAAGCUAGUGAUGCUAGUGACAAAGUUAAAUCAGCAGCUAGUGAUGCUGGUGAUAAAGUUAAAUCAGCAGCUAAAGAUGCUAAAAAACAAGCUGAACAACAAGGUGAAGGUGCUCUAGAAAAAUUUUUUAGUGCUCUCAAUGAUGUUAAAAAUUCAAUUUUAGAAACUCUCGGAGUAGCAUCAAAACAUGCUGCUGAUCUUACAGAUCAAGCCAAAGAAAAAUUCGAUGAAGUUUCUGGUAAAGCACAAAAAACUGCUAAACAAACAAAGAAAAAUGUUAAGGAUACACUCGAUUUAUAA